Messenger RNA from Thamnophis sirtalis, 867 nucleotides. NCBI's taxonomy places the organism in Eukaryota, Metazoa, Chordata, Lepidosauria, Squamata, Natricidae. The record is from RefSeq and is a predicted model, not a curated record.
CGGCGGAAGUCUCGCUUAGAGCCGCCGCCGCCGCUGUUGCCGCUGGCGGAGGGAGCGAGCGAGCGCCCGGCUGUCUGCUUGGAAAAGAGGGGGAGUAAGCCGCUUUCUUCUCCCCAGAAGAAGCGGGGGUACUGCGCUAUCCGGGAACGCGGCAGCAAUUGCCGCCUGAGCAUGGCAGAAGGAGCCCGUUCCCUGCUGGGAGGCAGCCGCGGCUCCAGCCCCGCGUCCAGCCCGCUGAUGGCCAGAGGCGGCAAGAGCCGCUCGCUGCCCACGCCGUCGUCGUCCUCUUCGACUUCGCUGCAGCAACACCACCAACACCAGACGCCGCCUGCCUCCCCCAAGCAGCAGCCGCCCCCUCCGACGGUUCGAGGCAACCAGCCCGGCCACGGCUUCAAGAGGGUCACCCUCACCAAGCCCACCUUCUGUCAUUAUUGCACCGACUUCAUCUGGGGGCUGGCGGGCUACCUCUGCGAAGUUUGCAAUUUUAUGUCUCAUGAGAAGUGCCUGAAGUAUGUGAAGAUACCUUGCUCAUCUGUCGCUCCAAGUCUCGUAAGGGUUCCAGUUGCACAUUGUUUAGGACCCAUAGGACAUUACAAGAGAAAAUUCUGUUCUGUGUGCAGAAAACAGUUGGAAAGUCCAGCAUUUCGCUGUGAAGUGUGUGAGAUACAUGUACACACAGACUGUGCCCCCUUUGCUUGCAGUGAUUGCCGUGAGUGCCAUCAAGAUGGUCAUCAAAAUCAUGAUAUGUACCAUCAUCAUUGGAGGGAGGGAAACCUUCCACCAGGCUCACGUUGCAAAGUUUGUAAAAAAACCUGUGGCUCUUCUGACGUGCUCUCGGGCAUGAGAUGUGAAUGGUGUGGCAUCCCG